Molecule: messenger RNA, 1077 nt
Organism: Ipomoea nil (Japanese morning glory)
Lineage: Eukaryota; Viridiplantae; Streptophyta; Magnoliopsida; Solanales; Convolvulaceae
Product: L-lactate dehydrogenase B-like
Exons: 2
Coding region: 19-1077 (352 amino acids)
Biological process (GO): carboxylic acid metabolic process
Cellular component (GO): cytoplasm
Molecular function (GO): L-lactate dehydrogenase (NAD+) activity
Source: RefSeq, a predicted model, not a curated record
AAUCAUUAUAUUGUCACCAUGCAUAACACUUCUUCUUCUUCUUCCUCAUUCGGGCCUAGUGGGUUAGACCUGAGCCAGACGACCUUCUUCAAGCCCAUUCCUAACACUGCUCCACCGUCUCCCACCAAGCGCCACACUAAGAUCUCCGUCGUGGGAGUGGGAAAUGUGGGCAUGGCCGUCGCCCAGACCAUCCUUACCCAGGGCCUCGCCGACGAGCUCGCUCUCGUCGACGCCAAGCCCGACAAGCUUCGCGGCGAAAUGCUGGACCUCCAGCACGCCGCCGCCUUCCUCCCCCGCACCAAGAUCCACGCCUCCGUCGACUACGCCGUCACGGCGGGGUCGGAUCUGAUCAUCGUCACCGCGGGUGCGCGACAGAACCCGGGGGAAACCAGGCUUAAUCUCAUCGAGAAGAACUGCGCUCUGUUCAAAACCAUCAUUCCUCCGCUGGUGAAGCACUCCCGCCAUAGCAUACUCAUGAUCGUCUCCAACCCGGUGGACAUUCUAACGUACGUUGCCUGGAAGCUGUCGGGGUUCCCGGCGAAUCGCGUCAUUGGGUCUGGCACAAACUUGGACUCUUCCCGCUUCCGCUCCCUCAUUGCUGACCACCUUGAUGUAAACGCUCAGGACGUACAGGCAUAUAUUGUUGGAGAGCAUGGGGACAGUUCAGUGGCACUGUGGUCGAGCAUUAGCAUCGGAGGGGUGCCAGUUCUGAGCUUCCUAGACAGGCAGCAAAUCGCGUACGAGAAGGAAACGCUAGACAACAUCCACAAACAAGUUGUGCAAAGUGCGUACGAGGUGAUAAACCUCAAAGGCUACACUUCUUGGGCAAUCGGCUACUCCGUCGCUAACCUAGCUCGAUCCAUUCUUCGCGACCAGAGAAGGGUCCAACCAGUCUCCGUGCUUGCUAGAGGCCUUCACGGCAUUCAUGGCGGCGACGUCUUCCUCAGCCUGCCGGCGCGGUUGGGGAGGAGCGGCGUAAUAGGCGUCGCCGACGUGCAUCUCACUGAAGAGGAAGAGCGGCGGCUCAACCACUCCGCUAACACCAUACUGGAGGUGCAAACCCAGCUCCGACUUUAA